UUUGGCUUUGCAGAAAUUCCUACAGAUGAUAAUUUUGAGGAAAAUGGUGUUAUUGUGUUAACAGAUGAAAACUUUGAAAGUUUUGUUGCUGAUCAGGACACUGUGCUUUUGGAAUUUUAUGCUCCCUGGUGUGGUCACUGCAAGCAGUUUGCUUCUGAAUAUGAAAACAUUGCAAAGACACUAAAGGACAAUGAUCCACCGAUACCAGUUGUAAAAAUAGAUGCUACAGCAGCAUCCAAGCUUGCUGAAAAAUAUGACAUUAGUGGUUAUCCUACAAUUAAAAUUCUAAAGAAAGGUCAGACUAUUGAUUAUGAUGGUCCUCGAACAGAAAAGGCGAUCGUGGAAAAAGUAAGAGAGAUAUCCCACCCAGACUGGAAAUUGCCUCCUGAAGCAACAAUUGUUUUAACUGGAGACAACUUUAAUGAAGUUGUGGACAAUGCAGAUAUUAUUCUAGUCGAAUUUUAUGCACCCUGGUGUGGACAUUGUAAGAAGCUUGCCCCUGAAUAUGAGAAAGCUGCACAGGAAUUAAGUAAGCGCACACCAGCUAUAACUUUGGCAAAGGUUGAUGCUACAGUUGAAACAGAACUCGCAAAGAGCUAUAAGGUAACGGGAUACCCCACACUGAAGAUUUUUCGCAAGGGCAAAGCAUUUGAUUACAAUGGGCCUAGAGAAAAAUACGGUAUAAUUGAUUACAUUACUGAACAAGCUGGUCCACCAUCUAAACAAGUUCAGGCUAUUAAACAAGUACAGGAGCAUUUGAAAGAUGGAGAUGAUGUUGUAGUCCUUGGAGUUUUCAGCGAUAACCAAAAGAGAGAAUUUGAACUCUAUCAGGAUACAGCUAAUGCUCUAAGGGAGGACUUUAAGUUGUAUCAUACCUUCAGCACAGACGUUGCAAACUUUCUUAAAGUGCCAGCUGGACAAAUAGUUGUCAUGCACCCUGAACGAUUUCAAUCAAAAUACGAGCCGAAAAUGUACAGUUUUAUGAUCCAGGAUACAAUAACAGAAGAAAACAUUAAAGACUAUAUCCAUAAGCAUGCUUUGCCUUUGGUUGGCCACAGAACCCAUGCUAAUGACAAUAAAAGAUAUACAAAGCGCCCACUUUUUGUUGUUUAUUACACAGUAGAUUUCAGCUUUGACCAUCGCACUGCAACCCAGUACUGGAGAAAUAAAGUCUUGAAUAUUGCAAAAGAUUUUCCAGAGUAUACAUUUGCUAUUGCUAAUGAAGAUGAUUAUGCUUCUGAAUUAAAAGACCUUGGAUUAAAUGAAAGUGGAGAAGAAGUGAACGUAGCAAUUCUAGACACAAGUGGUAAAAAAUAUGCAAAGGAUCCUGAAGAAUUUGAUUCUGAUUCCCUUAGGGACUUUGUGUUGGCUUUUAAGAAAGGUAAACUUACUCCGGUGCUAGCCUUGUUAUGCUCACAAGGCAUUGCUAUAGAGGGAUACUCGGAUGAUCUCCUACUGAAAGAACAUUAA
Molecule: messenger RNA, 1470 nt
Organism: Nanorana parkeri
Lineage: Eukaryota; Metazoa; Chordata; Amphibia; Anura; Dicroglossidae
Gene: PDIA4
Product: protein disulfide isomerase family A member 4
Exons: 10
Biological process (GO): response to endoplasmic reticulum stress; protein folding
Cellular component (GO): cell surface; endoplasmic reticulum
Molecular function (GO): protein disulfide isomerase activity
Source: RefSeq, a predicted model, not a curated record